AUGGCUAACUUGAAGAACCUAUUAGCUAUGUUUGCUCUCGUGAUGUUCCUGUCACAGCUUUGCGUCCAUGGUGUCUCCGUCUCCGUGGGCAGCAGCGCGAACGUUACUACGGAGACCAAACAUCUUCGCGGCAGGUGCCACAUCAGUGGCUUCCUGCAUGGCAAAUCCGGCGACUGCAACAGGGAUCACGGCUCGGUCUGCUGUAAAGACGGUCACCGCUACCCGCAAUUCAGGUGCUCGCCCCCGGUGUCGGCCGACACACCGGAGAUCCUAACUCUUAACAGCUUCGCACGAGGUGGAGACGGCGGCGGCAAAUCGUUCUGCGACAACUGCUUCCAUAAGGACACCGAGCUGGUGGUGGCGCUGUCCACGGGGUGGUUGCGCUUGGACGGCAAGCGCAGGUGCAACAAGAUGAUCCGCAUCAACGGGAACGGGCGUGCCGUGCUGGCCAAGGUCGUCGACGAGUGCGACUCGGUGUACGGCUGCGACGCCGAGCACAACUUCGAGCCACCGUGCCCAUACAAUGACGUAGACGCAUCACCGGCCGUGUGGAAGGCGCUAGGGCUCAAGGUGGAGAUUGGAGUGUUCAAGAUCACUUGGUCUGAUCUCCGUGUCCAUGGUAUCUCCGUGUCCGUGGGCAGCAGCGCGAACAUUGCUACAGAGACCAAACAUCUUCGCGGCAGUUGCCACAUCAGUGGCUUCCUGCAUGGAAAAUCCGGCGACUACAACAGGGAUCACGACUCGGUCUGCUGUAAAGACGGUGACCGCUACCCGCAAUUCAGGUGCUCGCCCCCGGUGUCGGCCGACACGCCGGCGAUCCUAAGUCUGAACAGCUUCGCACGAGGAGGAGACGGCGGCGGCAAAUCGUUCUGCGACAACCGCUUCCACAAGGACACUGAGCUGGUGGUGGCGCUGUCCACGGGGAUGUUCAACGGCAAGCGUAGGUGCAACAAGAUGAUCCACAUCAAUGGGAACGGGCGUGCCGUACUGUCCAAGGUCGUCGACGAGUGCGACUCGGUGUAUGGCUGCGACACCGAGCACAACUUCGAGCCACUGUGCCCAUACAACGACGUAGACGCAUCACCGGCCGUGUGGAAGGCGCUGGGGCUCAAGGAGGAGAUUGGAGUGUUCAAGAUCACUUGA
Molecule: messenger RNA, 1143 nt
Organism: Aegilops tauschii subsp. strangulata
Lineage: Eukaryota; Viridiplantae; Streptophyta; Magnoliopsida; Poales; Poaceae
Product: putative ripening-related protein 4
Source: RefSeq, a predicted model, not a curated record